CUUGCCUUUCGCCUACCACAUUUUCUUCAUUUUCGACCAAAAUGACAACAAAAUCGACGUUGUCGAAAAAAAUUGGCGAUUUGUUUGAUGUUCGCCCUACUGAAAAGGACCCUGAAAGCUUGGACACGGCCUUUUCAGACGGAGAGUCAUCGUCAGAAGAACAGAAUAACGCUGGUACCGAGCAUUAUGUUGAUGUUGGUCCUAGUGCUCUGAGACAAAAACAAGCACCUGCCUUGGACCCCAAAUUCAAAGCCAAAAAAGUUUCACGUAAGGACGUGUUCAAAGAUGAGAAAGAGGAUAAUGAAGAGGACGGUGAAAGUGAGGAGGGUCAGUCUGAUGAGUCCGAAGACGAAUUGGAGGAGGAAUCUGUCAACUCUUUUAGCGAAAGCGAAGAGGCUUCUGAAGCAGAAGAAGAAUCCGAGGUGGAUUCUGAGUCAGAACCCGAGUCAGAAUCCGAAUCUACCGGCGACUCUACUAUGGACAAGGUAAAAAAGCUACUCGAAAGCAAGCAGGAAGACCUCUCUCUUCAGCUGAAAGCGUCUGCCGUGGAGAACGUCAAAAAGGGAAAAGCAUUAAAAGAGCAAAUUCGUUUGUACAACCGGCUGCUUGACUCUCGAAUUCGUCUGCAAAAGGGUUUUCUGGCCAUUCGAAACGUUGAUGUUACCAAUGAAGACUCGAAACAGGAAACUGCAGAUGCCAGAAGUGCCAUCGUGAACAUGUUACACACAACGAUGAAGCUUCGCCGACAAAUGCUGGAGGGUUGUGACGUCGAUACAUCAGCUUUGCGCAAACGCAAGUUUGAUGCCGUAGACACCGAUACUGUACUUGACAACAUUCGUGCCCUGGACAGCAGUGCUUCCGAUUGGAAGAAUGAAGUACUGACCAAAUGGUACAAUCGCACCCAGCUUUCACAGAAUGCAGGCAGCGGCAACAAGUUUAAAGCUUUGAACCAAGAUGCCGUUACACAAAUUGAUCAAGCCAUGCUGCGGAAAGACGAACUGGUCCAACGCACACGCAUCGAUCGUUCAGGACCUACGGUCAGCUCAGAACCAAACACAGAAAUAUUCGACGACACCGAUUUCUACCAGUCGCUACUUCGCGACCUAAUUAACUCUCGUAUGGCUGAUUCGACGACCGCCGAAGGUGUUCGUUGGGUGGCUACAAAGCGUCAAAAACAAAAGAAAGAAAACGUCGAUACUAAGGCUAGCAAGGGUCGUAAGCUGCGAUACCACGUUCAUGAAAAGAUUCGCAAUUUUAUGGUACCCAUUGAGACUGGUUCAUGGACCGACGAACAGAAGGACGACCUGUUCAACAGUCUUUUGGGACAACAGGUGUUCUUAACAGAGCAGCCCGCAACGAAUGAGGGUCUUGAGCAACAACAAGGUCAAGAGGAAGUUCUUGUUGAUGCUGGCUUUAAGCUUUUUGGAUAAUUGGGUUUUAUUAGAUUUCUGUAUAUGCAAUGUAUGGUUUUGGUGUAAUAGAUAGGAGGACUCUGCAAGAGCUGGAAAGUAGGGCAAUCGG
Molecule: messenger RNA, 1521 nt
Organism: Schizosaccharomyces japonicus yFS275
Lineage: Eukaryota; Fungi; Ascomycota; Schizosaccharomycetes; Schizosaccharomycetales; Schizosaccharomycetaceae
Product: traub family protein
Exons: 6
Coding region: 42-1430 (462 amino acids)
Cellular component (GO): nucleus
Source: RefSeq, a predicted model, not a curated record